This is a messenger RNA of Prorocentrum cordatum, 569 nucleotides long. The record is from the annotation of a GenBank genome assembly. Lineage: Eukaryota; Dinophyceae; Prorocentrales; Prorocentraceae.
GUGGAGGAGAGACUUCCUGGACGCCUCCUCCACCAAGGACCAGGUGCAGGCCGCACUCAUCGCCCAAUACAAGGACAACCUGUCGACGGUGGUCGAGCUGUGCAUGAGCCACAGCCAGCUGCCCCUGCGCAGCGAGAUCGUGCUCGCGACGCUCCGCAGCGUCGAGAGCAUCACCGGCAACGAGUCCCUGGCGGCGGUGAUAUCUCAGCUUGCUGAGCUGCCGACGAAGAUCGGCUACGACGAGGUGGUGCUCGAAGCUGGCCGCAAGCUGUCCAUCAUCGACGCCAAGCCCUUCAAGGAGCGCGCGGACGACCUCAGGGAUGCCUUGAAGGCCUCCGACUCCAAGGCCAACUUCGCCAUGAGCCAGCAGAAGGCGCUGCAGGCUGGCGUGGACCUGCUCAGCAUCCACCUCAAGGACGAGGACGCUACCGUUCGCAAGAACGCCCUGGAGACGUACGUCAUGCGCGCCUACCGCGGGUUCCGUGUGGAGGACAUGGAGCAGAAGGACGAGGGCGCCUCGAGGAUGAGCAUCUCGUACCGGUUCCAGUACCCUGGCAGCUCCUCAGAGG